AGGCAAAAGUAUAUAUAGUCUGCUUAUAAGUUCAUAAACUAUAGCUCUACCUUACUAGAAUCAUGGCAAAUAUGACACGAUGGUUAAUGGGAUUAUUACCAUCAAUAUUAUGUAAUAUUGCUAUAUUUUAUGGGGUAGUACGAUUACUGGAAGUAAUAACUCCUAGUGAUGCAACUAUCCCUUCUAAUAUACGACAAAUAACAUUAAUUAGAUCAUUAGCAUUAUCAAUUAUAUUACCAGGUAUUUUAUUCUUAGUUCACUUUAUGUAUGAUACACUAACUAUGAAUUGGAGAUGUAAAAGACUACAACAAUAUCAAUAUCAAUAUCAAUAUCAAUUAAGUUUCUAUUUACCAUUAAUUGAAGAAUUCUUAAAAUUUAGCAUAUUAUUCAUUUUAACUUGUAUAUCUAAAUUACAAUAUACUCAAAUUGGAUUUGUUAUAUUAGCAUUAAAUACGUCAGAAAUCUUAACAAGAUAUAUGUCAUUUGAAUCUGAUAAAUUUCUUAAAUUAUAUGAUAUGUUCACUCAUCAAGAAGCCUUUGAAAGUAAAUAUUCAACCGAUAGUAAAGAAGAGAUGCAUGCAUUAUUUCAAAGUAUUCUUAAUAAUGAAGAUGAUAUUGUAAGUAAUGAUAUUAAUGAUAAUAUUAAUGAUAAUAAUAAUUAUAAUAGACAAUCUAUAAGUUCAGGAAAUUCUGAGGAUACAUUGUUUAUUAAUAAAAAAGUAUCUAUGGCUAGCUUACCAAGUACAUUUAAUUUAACUAAAACAGAAGUAGCAUCUUCAUCAUCAUUACAAAAUUCAAAUAGUAUUGAUUCUCAAAAUACAGUACAAACUGUCGAUUCAAUUAAAAUCUUAUCAAAUUAUAAAUCAUGUUAUGAUUUCGUGGAUAAGUUAUAUUCUGUAUCACCUAAGAAUACUUAUCAUUUAAAUACUGCAACAGCAAUAGCUGCAUUUGAUAACGCUUUAUCCGAUAAUCAACCAAAUAUUAAUUACGAUUUAUUGGAAAGGGUUGAUCAUAUGCAAUGUACCAAUGUGACCUUACCUUCCGAUGAUGAUGAGUUAGCAUUACAACCAGUUACAACUCAAGAUACUCAUUUCGGUGGUGGAGGUGGUGGAAAUUUUAAAUAUAAAUUUCCCGAUGGUAGAAAAAUUGAAUUUGGUGGUGGAGCAGGAUUUGAUUAUUCUCAUUCUAAACCUGGAAGUGAUAGUGGAUCUGAUUCAGAAGCUCAACAUUAUCAAUCACCUUAUGAAUUCAAAGAUAAUAAGUUUAUAAGAUUCAUUAAUUGGUUUUCAUGGUUAGUACCUCCUUUAUUACCUAUUUCUGUAGCUCAUAAGAAUGAAGAAGUUAACCAAGAAAGUACACAUUUACUUAAAAAGAGAUUAUCAACUUUUAAGAUUAGUAAAAGAUCUCAAUCUAUUAUAUCAACAUCUACUUCAAUUGGAACAUAUUAUACAGGAGAACAAACCAAUUAUUAUAAUACAAGUAAUCCAAUUGAUAGAUAUAAGAAUUUUGUUAUGUUUAUUAAUUUAUUCUUUGACUAUUCUGUUGAUGAUUUUAAUAGUGCAGUUGAAAUUCCUUUAUUAUUUAAACGAUUUGGGGUAAUAUUUAAUGAAUUCCCCAUAGUUUUCAAUCUUUUAGAUUGUUUUAACUUUAUGGCCUGGAAUUUUAUAACGAUUAUGAUUUAUGGAACUUUAUUCCUUUCUAAUCAUAAAUCAAUAUUAAUUGGUAUGUCAGUUGGAUUGUUUAUAAUCAAACUUUUUAAAAUAAACUAUUUAAAUAAUCCAAACAAUAGAUUUGGAUAUAAAGGAUUAAUUGCAACAGAAUUAUUUAUUAAUUCUGCUGGUAUAUUUGCAAUUUGUUUAUUAAUAAUUGAAAAAUUGGGAUAUUUGGGAUAAUAAUUAUCAGUGUAACAGUAAAAUAUAAAAGGUGUA
Messenger RNA from Scheffersomyces amazonensis, 1928 nucleotides. RefSeq lists its product as uncharacterized. Lineage: Eukaryota; Fungi; Ascomycota; Pichiomycetes; Serinales; Debaryomycetaceae. The transcript has a single exon. Bases 63 to 1892 code for a protein of 609 amino acids. The record is from RefSeq and is a predicted model, not a curated record.